Messenger RNA from Corticium candelabrum, 475 nucleotides. RefSeq names its product TNF receptor-associated factor 6-like. Gene Ontology annotation, molecular function: metal ion binding. Lineage: Eukaryota; Metazoa; Porifera; Homoscleromorpha; Homosclerophorida; Plakinidae. The coding region runs from base 35 to 475 and encodes 146 amino acids. Gene Ontology annotation, biological process: tumor necrosis factor-mediated signaling pathway; protein K63-linked ubiquitination. The record is from RefSeq and is a predicted model, not a curated record. The transcript has 3 exons.
UCCAAAUGAGUACGAAUAGGAUUGGCUGAACAAAAUGACAGCAAAGAAGGAAGACGUACUUGGCGGAUACAAUGUAUCGUUUGUAGAUCCGCUUGAGAAAGACUACGAAUGUCCCGUUUGUCUGUUGGCUGUGAGAGAUCCAGUGCAGACGCCAUGCGGACACUCUUUCUGCAAGAAUUGUUUCGACCAAGUAGCAGAACAGCAAGGAGGAGGACACGAAGUGGAAUGUCCGUUGGAUAGGGAGAAGCUGGCUAUGUCUGAGGUCUUCAAAGAUGUGAAAGUAAGGAGGAAAGUGCUCUCUCUAAAAGUCACGUGUACUAAUAAAUCAUCAAACUCUGCCGAAGCGUGUAAAUGGAUAGGAGAACUGAAAUACCUACGGGUGAUACCCAAUGAUACGAUGAACAUAAUUGGUCAGAACACUUGCUUUAUUAUUUGUGUUAGGAUCAUCAUUACGGGUGCAGGUUUCAGAUUGUGA